Pocillopora verrucosa is the source of this 3203-nucleotide messenger RNA. The record is from RefSeq and is a predicted model, not a curated record. NCBI's taxonomy places the organism in Eukaryota, Metazoa, Cnidaria, Anthozoa, Scleractinia, Pocilloporidae.
AACAAGGAAUUGAAUCAAUUACACUCUGCUGGAAGAGACAGUGACGUCACUGAGAUGAAAUCGACGCUUCCUCGUGGAUUUUCUGUUGACUCCAGGGACGCAACAGGCAGAACGCCGCUAAUGGAUGCUGCUUUGAAUGGCAACGUUAAAGCGGUGAAGAGUAUAAUGAAAAGGGGAGCAGACCCGUCCCUGAUGGACAACAGAGGAUGGAACACGUUACAUCAUGCCGCACAGAGCGGAGACACUGAUAUUAUAUCUCUAAUCCAUACUCACCUGCCCAACAUUGAGCCAAAAACAGGCGAGGGUUACACGCCACUAAUGGUGGCGGCAUUCUGUGGCAAUUUGCAUGCAGUGAAAUGGUUUCUUGAGAAGGGGGCAACUGUAGCCUGUGAAAGCAACAAAGGAUGGAACACGUUACAUUAUGCCGCACAGGGCGGAGACACGGAUAUUAUAUCUCUAAUCCAUACUCACCUGCCCAAAAUUGAGCCAAAAUCAGGCGAGGGUGAAACGCCACUAAUGGUUGCGGCAUUCUGUAGCAAUUUAAAUGCAGUGAAAUGGUUUAUUGAGAAGGGGGAAACUGUAGCCUGUGAAGGCAACAAAGGAUGGAACACGUUACAUUAUGCCGCACAGGGCGGAGACACUGAUAUUAUAUCUCUAAUCCAUACUCACCUGCCAAAUAUUGAGUCAACAACAGACGAGGGUGAAACGCCAUUAAUGGUGGCGGCAUUCUGUGGCAAUUUGCAUGCAGUGAAAUGGUUUCUUGAGAAGGGGGCAACUGUAGCCUGUGAAAGCAACAAUGGAUGGAACACGUUACAUUUUGCCGCACAGGGCGGAGACACUGAUAUUAUAUCUCUAAUCCAUACUCACCUGCCCAACAUUGAGCCAAAAUCAGGCGAGGGUGAAACGCCACUAAUGGUGGCGGCUUUCACUGGCAAAUUACAUGCAGUGAAAUGGUUUAUUGAGAAGGGGGCAACUGUAGCCUGUGAAAGCAACAAUGGAUGGAACACGUUACAUUAUGCCGCACAGGGCGGAGACACUGAUAUUAUAUCUCUAAUCCAUACUCACCUGCCCAACAUUGAGCCAAAAUCAGGCGAGGGUGAAACGCCACUAAUGGUGGCGGCGUUCUGUAGCAAUUUACAUGCAGUGAAAUGGUUUAUUGAGAAGGGGGAAACUGUAGCCUGUGAAGGCAACAAAGGAUGGAACACGUUACAUUUUGCCGCACAGGGCGGAGACACUGAUAUUAUAUCUCUAAUCCAUACUCACCUGCCAAAUAUUGAGUCAAGAACAGACGAGGGUGAAACGCCAUUAAUGGUGGCGGCAUUCUGUGGCAAUUUGCAUGCAGUGAAAUGGUUUCUUGAGAAGGGGGCAACUGUAGCCAGUGAAAGCAACAAUGGAUGGAACACGUUACAUUUUGCCGCACAGGGCGGAGACACUGAUAUUAUAUCUCUAAUCCAUACUCACCUGCCCAACAUUGAGCCAAAAUCAGGCGAGGGUGAAACGCCACUAAUGGUGGCGGCUUUCACUGGCAAAUUACAUGCAGUGAAAUGGUUUAUUGAGAAGGGGGCAACUGUAGCCUGUGAAAGCAACAGAGGAUGGAACACGUUACAUCAUGCCGCACAGGGCGGAGACACUGAUAUUAUAUCUCUAAUCCAUACUCACCUGCCCAACAUUGAGUCAAAAACAGGCGAGGGUCACACGCCACUAAUGGUGGCGGCUUUCUGUGGCAAAUUACAUGCAGUGAAAUGGUUUCUUGAGAAGGGGGCAACUGUAGCCUGUGAAAACAACAGAGGAUGGAACACGUUACAUUAUGCCGCACAGGGCGGAGACACUGAUAUUAUAUCUCUAAUCCAUACUCACCUGCCCAACAUUGAGUCAAAAUCAGGCGAGGGUGACACGCCACUAAUGGUGGCGGCUUUUUGUGGGAAUUUUCAUGCAGUGAAAUGGUUUCUUGAGAAGGGAGCAACUGUUACUUCUGUUGAGAGCAAUGGAUGGAAUAUAUUACAUUGUGCCGCACAGGGCAGUGACCCUGAUACCAUUGAUCUUAUCCUUACUCACCUGCCGGACAUUGAGUCAAAAACAGCUAAUGGUGAAACACCUCUUAUCAUCGCUGUUCUUCAUGGUAAGCUGCAGGGUGUAAAGUGUCUUCUUGAAAGGGGAGCCAAUCCUUCGGCUAAAGAUAACGAUGGACAGGGCUCUUUACAUCAUGCAUUAUCAUCGGACUCAGAUAUCUUUGACUUGCUGCUGAGUCACGUGCCUAGAAGUGAGUCAACAACGGGCAAUGAUUAACUCAGAUUGCAGAUUGCAUGGUGUUGUCAAUAGUUGACGUUCUCGUGUGGCUUUUACUAUACAGGAAAAACUCAGUGUUGGAGAUUUUUGAAUAUGAACACACUCUGAUAAAAGCCUGAAGUGUAUGUCUGUACAAUAUUGCCGGUGAUUUUAUUUUUAUGUAGUUAAACGUUUUUUAAAAUUGUUAUGAUGUUAUGUAUAUUUCACAACUACGAGAGUGUUUUUUUUGUUUUGUAGAACACGUAAAUGUAAUACAAUAGCUGUGAAAUUUUCUGCAAAAGUUUGAAAUAUGAACAUUGAACAAGUUUAUGGACAAGUUUAUGUCUCAAGCUAAGAAUGUGGUUUUUUUUUAUAGCAUUUGUACUGAGCCAAAAUCGAGGUUUUAAAUACUAUUUUCUAUAAAUAGUACAUGGCUUUUACAUUUUACACUUUGUACAGAAUAUCUCAUUUUUCAAGGACAUAUGUUAAUAGAAUACAUGAAGAAAUUUCUGCAUUCGGAUUGGCUGCAAUACAGUUUCCAGGUAACAUCAAUGCAGAAGAGAGCUAAUACAGUGCAGAACAUUGUUAAUUCAGUGAAAAAACGAUAAAGAACUGUUUAAUAGCUGAAAUGAGAAAGGUGUGCCGAAAAACUUCCCCUAAACACGUUGAUUUGACCUAACGCACAAUGAUGUUUGCAAGGUUUGGAUGAAUCAUUCUGUACGUGUUUCAACCCUCUUUGUUUCUGCGUUAUCAGGUGAAGGUAUCUCGAAAAUUAGAUCAUUUAUAAAUGAAUUAGAGGUGACAUGAUUUUCUUUGGCAAUUUGAAACAAGUAAGCACUCGUAACUUUUAAAAAGACUGCAAAUUACAACUCCAAUUGUUACAAAUCUUUAGUUAACCUUUGUAAGCGAGGUUAUAACAUUAGUCAAUAAAUUUUAUA